Molecule: messenger RNA, 765 nt
Organism: Gastrolobium bilobum
Lineage: Eukaryota; Viridiplantae; Streptophyta; Magnoliopsida; Fabales; Fabaceae
Exons: 1
Coding region: 1-765 (254 amino acids)
Source: RefSeq, a predicted model, not a curated record
AUGUUGUUCAACGGGAUCACUGGACCUAUUAAGGCCAGGAUCUUCGCGACGACAUUGACUGAUCAGGCGAUGACCAGGAUAACCAGGCUCCCUAGGAACUCAAUCGAUUUGUUUGAGGACCUAGCUCGGACUUUCCGACUUAACUUUGCAACAAGCAAGGUGCACCCGAUGCCAGCCUAUGCUUUGGGAAGAAUCCGGCAGAAGGAGAACGAAUCACUGAGGAAGUACCUUGAUCGAUUCAAGGAUGCCGCCUUCAAGGUCCGGGGCUUAACUGAAGCAGUUCACCUCCACUUAAUCAUUUCAGGAUUAGAUGGCGACUCCCCACUGGCGAGGUCUAUCUAUAAGAACCCAGUGAACGAUCUGGAAGAGUUCCUACAAAGGUCGGAUAAAUACAUUGACGUGGAAGACAUGCAGAAGGUCUACGUCGAAACUCGAGGACGAAGCCCGCCUCGUCGGAGCCCGAGUAAGAAAAACAACAAAGACAGGGACCAGAAGGGAUCCAAAAAAGCAAAGGACACUCGUGAUAAGAGGUCAGAAGAUCGAUCACCAAGGAGGAAGUAUGACGAUUAUACACCUUUGAACGUGUCCAGAUCCAGGAUAUGGAAAGAGGUGGCUCAGACCGAGAUGAAUGUCGAGAGACCUCGACCCCUCAAAACCAAGUUCGGGUUAGACAAGAACAAAUACUGCGCCUUCCACGAUCAAAACGGUCACUUUACGGAUGACUGCUGGGACCUCCGAGAUGCAAUUGAAAAGCACGUCAGAUAG